AUGGGUGAAAAUGCCAAAGCCGAAAUCACUCAGGCUGAAAGGGACAACAGAUGGGGGAUGGCAUACAAAGCUCGGAUGAGGCAGAUUGUCCCUGGUCUCUUGGGAAAUGUUGAGGCAUCAUACAAACGGCAAAUGCUUCAAAAUAACAGAAUCAACGCGAUCGUCUCUCUCACCUCUGCUCGAUUUGCAUGGUGGAGAUCUACCACAAGAACGGCAGGUAUUCAUAAAUGGAUCCAGUGUGCCGAUUCGUCCACUCAAGAUCACCUUGUCUAUAUGAGUUAUAUCUGCGACUCCAUCGAUCAAUGGCAGCCCCAGCUCUUUCGUCAUUAUCCUCAUUGCCUGCCGAGUGCAACUUUGAGACGAACGACGAGUGACCUGAUCCGGCUUCAGAGGCGAUAUUAA
Penicillium salamii is the source of this 402-nucleotide messenger RNA. Lineage: Eukaryota; Fungi; Ascomycota; Eurotiomycetes; Eurotiales; Aspergillaceae. The record is from the annotation of a GenBank genome assembly.